GGUGCAGCUCGUGUGCGGGGUUAAAAGCGGCGGGCGGUGCGCCGGGGCUCCAGUGUGGGUGCGUUCGAACCAGGAGACACAGAAAAGUUAUCAGCGGGAUUGUGAACCUGCAGCAGCAGCAGCAGCAUCAUGGCCAACAAAGCCCAGCAGCCUCCUCACCUGCACCUGGCGGAGGUCACCGCGUCCCAGUUCCUGGACAUCUGGAAACACUUCGACAAUGACGGUAACGGCUACAUCGAGGGGAAGGAGCUGGAAAACUUCUUCAGGGAGCUGGAGAUGGCCCGGAGAGGAGCAGGGGUGGACCCUUCAAACCCCACAUUCAGAGAAAAGAUGAAGGAGUUCAUGCAGAAGUUUGAUAAGAACAAAGAUGGACGGAUUGAGAUGUCGGAGCUGGCCCAGAUUCUCCCAACUGAAGAGAACUUCUUGCUGUGCUUCAGACAGUUUGUCAGCUCCAGUGCUGAGUUCAUGGCGGCAUGGCGGCGAUAUGAUACAGAUCGCAGUGGUUAUAUUGAAGCAAAUGAAUUGAAGGGCUUCCUGUCAGACCUGCUGCAGAAGGCGAACAGACACUACGACGACCAGAAGCUGCAGGAGUACACACAGACCAUACUCAGGAUGUUUGAUCUGAAUGGAGAUGGGAAGCUGGGCCUGUCAGAGAUGGCCAGGCUUCUUCCUGUUCAGGAGAAUUUCUUACUCAAAUUCCAGGGUGUCAAGUUGACCACUGAGCAGUUCAAUGCCAUCUUCACAUACUAUGAUAAGGAUGGGAACGGCUACAUCGAUGAGCAGGAGUUAGAUGCUCUGCUACGAGACCUUUACCAGACAAACAAGAAGGAGGUGGACCUGAAGAACCUGACGGGCUACAAGCAGAGCAUCAUGAGCCUCUCUGAUGGAGGGAAGCUCUACCGCGGCGAGCUGGAGAUCGUCCUCUGCAGGGAGCCCAUCGUGUGACUUUCUCCUCUCUCGUUGCAUAUCAUCAUUUUCUCUGUCUGCCCCGUCCUGCUCUCCUGAGACCACCCCUCCUCCACCUCCAGCUGCCUGGCAGUGUAUACCAGGUGCAUGUGCCGGACACUCCCACCUCCCCCUCCCCAUCAUGUCCCUACCAACCCGCCCCUAAAGUUGCAUCUUCAGAACGAAUGAUAAGUGCACUGGCAGCACGCAACAGCUCUUCUCUCUCAAAACCCCCAUUUUCUGCAGCCUGACCCUCUCCACCCAGACCAUGACCUCUCUGACAACCUCUAGCUUUUUGCCUUCUCGACUCUCCCGACCGCGUCCUUUACCGUUUCUGACCUCAUCCCCGUCUCUGCUGUGCCUGACUUGCAACUCCUGACCAAAAUCCAAAACCCCUUACUCCACAGAAAUGACCAGUUGAUAAAUCCUGAACCUUGACCCAAGCUUCAUUGACCUUCCAUCCCCCUCUGUCAACUUUGCAUUAGAUACAAUAUAUAUAUAGAGAGAGAGAGAGAACAGACAGCUCUAUUUGGAAUUUAUUGAAUUUAUAGUCUGUGAUGGAACCGAUAUUGAAUUUUCCACUUCUUAUUGUCCCGAUGCCCUUUUAUUCCAUCAAAACUCCUCUGUCCCAUUGCCAUGAUAUGAUUUUCAUUUUCAAUGAUUGUUUUUGGCUGAUACUGUCAAUUGGAAAUAUUAAUAAAAUCUGUUAAGAUAAAA
This is a messenger RNA of Paralichthys olivaceus (Japanese flounder), 1662 nucleotides long. It is a transcript of the gene calb2a, whose product is annotated as calbindin 2a. Gene Ontology annotation, cellular component: dendrite; cytosol; nucleus. NCBI's taxonomy places the organism in Eukaryota, Metazoa, Chordata, Actinopteri, Pleuronectiformes, Paralichthyidae. Gene Ontology annotation, biological process: regulation of presynaptic cytosolic calcium ion concentration; regulation of long-term synaptic potentiation. The record is from RefSeq and is a predicted model, not a curated record. Gene Ontology annotation, molecular function: calcium ion binding.